Molecule: messenger RNA, 681 nt
Organism: Cheilinus undulatus (humphead wrasse)
Lineage: Eukaryota; Metazoa; Chordata; Actinopteri; Labriformes; Labridae
Product: mpv17-like protein 2
Exons: 5
Coding region: 1-681 (226 amino acids)
Biological process (GO): mitochondrial ribosome assembly
Cellular component (GO): cytoplasm; membrane
Source: RefSeq, a predicted model, not a curated record
AUGCUUUCUGGGGUGGGUAAAGAGUUUAUGGUGCGGCUACGGUUCACCUGGCGGACGAUGUUCAAGAGCAGGUACCUGCUUAUCACCAACACGCUGAGUGGAGGAGGCCUGCUGGCGCUGGGAGACUGUGUGCAGCAGAACUGGGAGAAUCACAAGGAGCCGGGCCGAAGCUACGACUGGAUGAGGACAGGCCGCAUGUUUGCGUCAGGCUGCUCCAUGGGUCCCCCGAUGCACUACUGGUACGUCUGGAUAGACCGUCGGUUUGUUGGAACAGCUCUGAGCACAGUGAGCAAGAAGGUUCUGCUGGAUCAGACUAUUGCUGCACCAGCUAUGGCUUUGUGGUAUUUUGUAGGUAUGGAUAUCAUGGAGGGUCUAUCUUUAUCUGAUGGAUUUGAGGAGUUUAAAGAAAAGUUCUGGGAAUUUUAUAAGGCUGACUGGUGUGUUUGGCCCGCCUCUCAGAUGAUCAGCUUCUACUUCCUCUCGCCCAAAUUUCGGGUCAUGUACGUCAACCUCAUCAGCUUGGGAUGGGACACCUACAUGUCUUACAUUAAACACAGAGAUGACAGCCACCACUCUGCAGGAACAUCAGACAACAGUGCUGUGGACGUACAGCAGGAAGUGAUCCCAGCAUCUAAACCUCUGGAGGAGAAAACAUCAAAGUUUCACUGUCAGUCAUGUUAA